This is a messenger RNA of Aureobasidium pullulans EXF-150, 1479 nucleotides long. Its product is annotated as alternative sulfate transporter. Gene Ontology annotation, molecular function: transmembrane transporter activity. Lineage: Eukaryota; Fungi; Ascomycota; Dothideomycetes; Dothideales; Saccotheciaceae. The record is from RefSeq and is a predicted model, not a curated record. The transcript has 4 exons. Gene Ontology annotation, biological process: transmembrane transport. Gene Ontology annotation, cellular component: membrane. The coding region runs from base 1 to 1479 and encodes 492 amino acids.
AUGGAGAAGUACCCAGAGCAGACAAUUUUUCCUGAUGGGAGUACAUCUGGAAGCGAUGAAGUUCCUACCGGUACGGUGGACUGGACACAAGAUGAAGAAAAGAAGCUUGUCCGAAAACUUGACUUCACCGUCCUACCGUUGUUGACUAUGGUCUUUUUCGCACUUCAAUUGGAUCGCGGCAACAUCGGAAGCGCCCUCAACGACAAUUUCCUGAAAGACGCAGGAAUCACACAAUACCAAUACAACAUCGGUCAACAGCUUCUCUCCGCUGGUAUCGUCAUUCUCGAGAUCCCUAGCAAUCUUUUGCUCUACCGCUUUGGCCCUCGGGUUUGGAUCUCUAGCCAGAUAUUCGCAUGGGGCCUAGUCGCAACAUUCCAAGCCUUCCAACAUGGACUUGGAGCUUAUCUAUCAACAAGACUCUUACUGGGCCUUUGCGAAGCAGGAUUUAUUCCUGGAGGUUUGUACACUCUCAGCUUGUACUACAAGAAAGAAGAGACCAGCAAGCGUUUCGCCAUUUACUUUUUCGGCAACAAUUUCGCCAGUGCAUGUACUGGCUUAUUGGCUUAUGGAAUUCUUCACAUGCGCGGUAUAGCAGGUCUUGCGGGUUGGAGAUGGAUGUUCCUCAUCGAAGGUAUCUUCACCAUACUCUGCGGCGUCGUCUUCCUUCUCUGUAUACCUCUCGGUCCCCAGAACCCAGCAACACUAUUCGGAUACCGCUACUUUACCGAACGCGAAGAACAUAUCCUUCGUCAACGAGUCCUGCUCGAUGACCCAAGCAAGGAGAAGAAAUCACAUUCGAUCUCGAAGAAAGAGUUGUUGAGCGUUCUUGGCAACUGGAAGAUAUACCCUCACGUCUUGAUCUCACUCUGCGGUAUCGCUCCCGCCACAACAAUGUCCUCCUACGCACCCUCUCUGGUCAAAAACUUCGGCUACGACAGACUCAAAGCCACAGCCAUGGUUUCCGUGGGUCCUUGGAUUCAAAUCUUCCUCAACUACCUCUCUGGCUAUCUCUCGGACAAAACCAACCGCAGAGGCUAUGUGAUCCUAGGUGGUUUGCUGAUGUGGUGGGGCUUCUGUCUAGGCUCAUUGGUUCUAGCAGAUACGACUCAAAAAGAAGCCAAAUACGCCAUGCUCGUGCUCGCAAUGGCCUCAAGCACUAUAUGGCAUCCGGUUAAUGGAUCUUGGCUUUCUAUGAAUGCCAGAUCGCCUGCUGAGAGAUCAAUCACAAUGGCUAUGUUCGUUUCAGCAGCCAACCUGGGAGGAAUUAUCGGUGGACAAUUAUUCCAGGCUGAUGAUGCACCUCACUAUAAGAAAGGUUGGACGGCGAUAGUCUGUUUGAUUUCCGUGUCGAUUGCGGCUAAUCUGUUCGCUAAUGGUCAAUAUCGUAUUUUGAACCGUCGGGCGAGAAAGCAUCGACGAGAUGAAGCUUCUGAUGAAAAGAGAGGUGAUGAGAGUCAAAGACUUACUUGGAUUCUCUAG